This is a messenger RNA of Saccostrea echinata, 1417 nucleotides long. Its product is annotated as calmodulin. NCBI's taxonomy places the organism in Eukaryota, Metazoa, Mollusca, Bivalvia, Ostreida, Ostreidae. Gene Ontology annotation, molecular function: calcium ion binding; enzyme regulator activity. The transcript has 5 exons. The record is from RefSeq and is a predicted model, not a curated record. The coding region runs from base 248 to 697 and encodes 149 amino acids.
UUGAUGUUAGUAAGUGAAAAUAGUUCCUCAAAUUCACUACGACCUUCGAGCUUAAUUUGGAAGAAACAUAAGGAGGCAUUUAUAUUUUGUUUCUUUAUUUCUUAAAUUUUUAUUUGGAAAAAAAUAUUUUUGCUGUUAUCCUCACAACAGGAAGAAAUUCAUUCGCGUGUAGGAAUACACCAUCGACUUAGAUCAUCAUCUGCACGACGAUUGUCGGGUUGCCGCUUAAAUUUCAUUUCUAUCCACUAUGGCAGAUCAACUAACAGAAGAACAAAUUGCAGAAUUCAAAGAGGCUUUCAGUCUUUUUGAUAAAGAUGGAGACGGAACCAUUACAACGAAAGAACUUGGCACCGUGAUGAGGUCACUGGGUCAGAAUCCUACAGAGGCAGAACUUCAAGACAUGAUCAACGAAGUAGAUGCUGAUGGAAAUGGAACAAUAGACUUCCCUGAGUUUUUGACAAUGAUGGCAAGAAAGAUGAAAGAUACAGACAGUGAGGAAGAAAUUCGAGAAGCAUUCCGAGUAUUUGACAAAGAUGGCAAUGGGUUUAUCAGUGCAGCUGAGUUGAGGCAUGUAAUGACAAACUUAGGAGAGAAGCUCACAGAUGAAGAGGUGGAUGAAAUGAUCCGAGAAGCAGACAUAGACGGCGAUGGUCAAGUUAAUUAUGAAGAAUUUGUUACGAUGAUGACUUCAAAGUGAGAAAGAAUAGUAAUUUGGUAUAUUCUGUUAUCCUUUGGUUUUGUAUUAUUGAACUGGUAAAAACAUUUGUGUUCAAAAGAUGUUAAUGAGCAGUUUCCACUUUUUUGAAAUCUUCUUUUAUGUACAUCUUGUGUACAUUAAGUAGCUAGUCAUAUUGUGCAAUUCAGUACCUAUUCUGUACUUAGUUUAUUGAUUAAAUCUACAUUCUAAUUUCUUGCAACUUUAGCUCUGCCUGUUGUACUUUAUGACUUGGAGUUAAAACAAGUAAGGUGUUCACUUUGAAUUUGUAUUAUAAUUCCAGUGGUAUAAAGGAUUAUGUUUAUUGUUUCUUAUUGAUAUAUUUAUCAUUGAUUAUUUUAUAUUUUUAUUUACUACCAUAACUGUAUAUGAAUUCCCUCAUUCAAAAGACUGGAUUGUCUACCAGUUGGACUUUAUGUCAUUGAAGUAUUUGAAGUUAUUUCAUGUAUGAAAUAAGUAAUCUAUUCGAUUAAUUAAAUUAUGAUAGUUUUUAUGCAUUUUAAAAUUUUGUCUACGCUAGUGCACCAAACAACGCAAAACUGAAGAAAACUACCUUCAUAGAGAAUUUAUUCGUUAUUCAUCCAAUUUUCAUCUUUCAAGUUCAGGAAUGCACUUCAGGUGUAUAAGUAUUGUUAUGUCACCUAUCAUGUUGUUUUAUAUCUUCAUAACAUGAUAUCCUGAAUAAAUGAUGUUGUAAAUUAA